GCCUGGAGGACUGUGUGGGCUUUCCGAAACCAGCUGAUUAUAGUCCUGGUACCCCUGUUACUGUUACCGCUGCCUCUGGUGAUUCCAACCAAGGAGGCUGGCUGUGGUUACACAAUCAUUCUCAUGGCCAUAUAUUGGUGCACUGAAGCACUCCCAUUGGCUGUCACUGCCCUCAUUCCUGUGAUAUUUUUCCCAAUGUUCAAAAUCAUGGAGUCAUCAAUGGUGUGUGUGCAGUACCUGAAGGACACGAACAUGCUGCUUGUUGGGGGAUUGAUGGUGGCAGUAGCAGUGGAACACUGGAAUCUUCACAAACGGAUCGCCCUGAGGGUGCUGCUCAUUGUUGGAGUGAAACCAGCUCUGUUAAUGAUGGGGUUCAUGGGUGUGACAGCCUUCCUGUCGAUGUGGAUCAGUAACACAGCAACCACCGCCAUGAUGGUUCCCAUCGCCCAGGCCGUGCUAGACCAGCUCCACAAAGCAGAAAGCAACAGCUUGGAGCAUGGUGAUGACAUAGAACACAUGGAACUGGAACUGCAGGAGAAGACAACAGUGCAGACUGAAGAUAAAGUCAUCAUUAAUUCCCAUGCCUUUGAGAUGUUACCUGAGAAACCUGACAAAGACAAGGCCACCCUGGAGGAGGAGAGAAAGAUACAUUUGCAGAAACACCUGAAGCUCUCAAAGGGGAUGAGCCUGAGUGUUUGCUAUGCAGCGAGCAUCGGGGGAACUGCCACACUUACUGGGACCACUCCCAACCUCAUAAUGAAGGGACAGUUAGAUAGCCUCUUCCCAGACAAUGGAAAUGUUAUAAACUUUGCCACCUGGUUCGGUUUCUCCUUCCCUUGUAUGUUCAUCAUGUUGGUACUGACGUGGAUCUGGCUUCAGAUCCUGUACUUGGGAUUUAACCUGAAGGAGAAUUUCGGAUGCAAGGCUAAACAUUCCCAGAAGGAUGUAUCUGCAUACCGAGUGAUCAAGGAGGAAGUGAGGAACUUGGGCAGAAUGACCUUUGCAGAGAUUGCUGUCCUGAUCCUCUUCAUCCUGUUAGUCAUCCUGUGGUUCACCAGAGAUCCUGGCUUCAUACCCGGAUGGGCAACUCUGCUCUUUAACAAAGACGGAGACGAUUAUGUUACCGAUGCCACCGUGGUGAUGUUCAUCUCCAUGCUGAUGUUUAUCGUUCCAUCUGACAAGCCACGGCUCCCAUUGAGGGAGAGUAGUGAUACAGAGCGAGGAGGUAAUGGAUGCAAGUACGGUCCUGCUCCAGCAAUACUGAACUGGAAAACUGUCCAAGACAACCUAGCCUGGAAUGUCGUCAUUCUAUUGGGAGGGGGCUUUGCACUGGCUGAAGGCAGUGAGAAAUCAGGCCUUUCCCAGUGGCUUGGAGACCAGCUGACCCCUCUGGAAGCCAUCCCUCCCUGGGCCAUUGUUAUCAUCCUCUGUCUGCUGAUCGCUACAUUCACGGAAUGUGCCAGCAACGUUGCUACGACGUCACUGUUCCUCCCGAUCCUGGCUGCGAUGGCACAACGAAUCAAACUACACCCCCUCUACGUCAUGCUCCCCUCCACCCUCUGUGCUUCGUUUGCUUUCAUGCUACCAGUGGCAACGCCUCCAAACUCCAUUGUUUUCUCCUAUGGCUACCUGAAGGUGGCUGACAUGGCAAAGACUGGAAUCGUUGUGAAUUUCAUUGGAGUACUGAUUAUCACACUGGCUGUGAACACUUGGGGUCAGGUUAUGUUUGACCUGGGGAAGUUUCCUGAUUGGGCAAAUACUACUGCCCUGCCAUGA
Messenger RNA from Hemiscyllium ocellatum (epaulette shark), 1776 nucleotides. RefSeq names its product solute carrier family 13 member 2-like. Gene Ontology annotation, molecular function: transmembrane transporter activity. Lineage: Eukaryota; Metazoa; Chordata; Chondrichthyes; Orectolobiformes; Hemiscylliidae. Bases 124 to 1776 code for a protein of 550 amino acids. Gene Ontology annotation, cellular component: membrane. The record is from RefSeq and is a predicted model, not a curated record. The transcript has 14 exons. Gene Ontology annotation, biological process: monoatomic anion transmembrane transport.